AUGGCUUUCCAAAGCCCGGGAACUCUUGAUUAUGGAGAUGCACUAAACAAGUCCAUCUUGUUCUUUGAAGGCCAACGAUCCGGAAAACUCCCGGUUAAACAUCGUGUUAAUUGGCGAGCUGAUUCUGCCCUUUCCGACGGCUCACCAGAUAAAGUAAAUUUGAUUGGAGGGUACUAUGAUGCAGGUGACAACGUAAAGUUUGUGUGGCCAAUGUCAUUUACCAUAACCUUAUUGAGUUGGGCCGCUAUUGAAUACCAAAAAGAAAUUUCCUCUGUAAACCAACUCGGUUAUCUCCGGUCUUCUAUAAAAUGGGGAACCGAUUUUAUCAUUCAGGCUCAUACUGCUCCCACCACACUAUAUACACAGGUAGGAGAUGGGAACGCAGAUCAUGCUUGUUGGGAGAGACCAGAAGAUAUGGACACACCCAGAACUCUCUACAAGAUAUCAUCCUCUUCCCCCGGAUCUGAAGUCGCCGCUGAAGCCGCAGCUGCUCUUGCCUCCGCCUCACUUGUUUUCAAAUCGUUCGAUUCUAAAUAUUCAUCCAAGCUUCUAAGCCAUGCCAAAUCCCUAUUUGAAUUUGCUGAUCAGUGCAGGGGUUCAUAUCAAGCAUCUUGCCCUUUCUACUGCUCACAUUCAGGCUACAAUGAUGAGUUACUAUGGGCUGCAGCUUGGCUAUACAAAGCAACAGGAGAAAAUAAAUACCUAAGUUAUGUCAUAAGCAAUCAAGGUUGGAGCCAAGCCGUAAAUGAGUUCAGCUGGGACAAUAAAUUCGCCGGAGCUCAGGCUCUACUCGCAUCAGUUAGUAUAUACUCCUAUAUAUAUAAAUAUAAAUCAAAUUGGUUUGUUUAUUAUUAUAUGUUUCAGUUGGUGUUAAUUUUUAUAAUUAUGUUUGUCUAUAUUUUUGGUUAUUCAGGUGGCCUUUUGUUCACUAGAGACGGUAGUAACUUACAAUAUGCAACAACGGCUACAACUGUUUUGUUCCAUUACUCAAAAACCCUGACAAAAGCCCGGGUAGGUUCAAUCCAGUGUGGUUCAACCAAGUUCACGGUAUCACAAAUCCAUGAUUUCGCCAAAUCACAGGUUGAUUACAUUCUUGGAAAUAAUCCAAUGAAAAUGUCUUACAUGGUGGGAUUUGGGAACAAGUGCCCAACACAGCCUCAUCAUAGAAGCUCAUCUUUACCGUCAAUCAAAUCUAAGCCGGACAAAAUUGACUGCAAGGGAGGAUAUUCAUACUACAAUAUUGAUCAACCAAACCCGAAUAUGCAUACCGGCGCAAUUGUUGGCGGACCGGACUCAUCAGAUAAGUUUAGCGAUAAAAGAACAGAUUACGCCCAUGCGGAGCCCACAACUUACAUCAACGCCGCCUUUAUUGGGCCCGUUGCAGCUCUGAUUUGCCGGAAGCCUAACUAG
Eruca vesicaria subsp. sativa (arugula) is the source of this 1410-nucleotide messenger RNA. The record is from the annotation of a GenBank genome assembly. Lineage: Eukaryota; Viridiplantae; Streptophyta; Magnoliopsida; Brassicales; Brassicaceae.